AUGGCCGACAAGGAAGAUGAUAUCGCGGUGGACCCCUACUUCUACUCGAUGAAGGGUAACCAGGAACCGGAUGAUUUUCGGUCGGAGACUACCUCAAUCGCAUCGACAAUCGCAAAGGGGCGCUUGGAAAAUGGCCGAAGAUAUCAAGCGACAAAAGAAGACAAUUAUUGGGGCCCUUCUGAUGAGCAACAAUUCGAGGCAUUCGAGAUCAGCCAUAUCUUGUUCCUUGUGUUGGAUUACAACCAACCGAACCCUCUUUUCCGUGCUCCUAUAGGCGAUUCGCCCAAGCAUAUUCUUGACAUUGGAACUGGAAAGGGAAGCUGGGCAAUUGACGUUGCGGAUGUCUAUCCGUCAGCUACUGUCCGCGGAGUGGACCUUUUCCCUCCUCCUGUGACCUGGAUGCCUCCCAAUUGCGUCUUCGAGGUGGACGACGUUCUCCGAGAGUGGACAUGGAGAGAGCCAUUUGACUUUAUUCAUUUGCGUAUGAUGUAUGGAAGCUUCGACGAGGAGGGAUGGAAUCAAGUGUACAAGCAGGCAUACGACGCCCUGGAGCCAGGUGGCUGGAUCGAGCAAACGGAGAUGGAUAUCCGAGUUCGCAGCGACGACGGUACCCUGAAACCGGAUAGUCUUCUGGCUGGUUGGGGUGACCUGUUCCUGAAGUGCUCCGAGAAAGGUGGCCGGUCACUCAGAACCCAGGAAACGAUGCGCGCCGCAAUGGAGGAAGCCGGCUUCGUGGAUGCACAUGAAGAUCUGUUCAAGAUCCCUCUAGGCCCUUGGGCCAAGGACAAGAUCCUUAAGGAGGCCGGACAGCUCCAGUAUGCUCACUGGAGCGCUGCUAUCGAGGGCUGGGCAAUGUGGCUUCUUACUAAGUUUGGAGACCCUGAGCCGUGGACUCCGGAUGAGGUGCAGAUCUAUCUGGCCAAAGUGCGCGCGGAAUUGAAGGAUCCACACGUCCAUCGCUACGGAUAUUGUCGCCGUGUGUGGGCGAGGAAGCCUACUGUAGAGGAAUUGAUGGCAAAGGCGCCGAAGACUGAGGAAGCAAACGUCAAGAGCGAGCCAUCGCCAUAA
This is a messenger RNA of Penicillium cataractarum, 1068 nucleotides long. RefSeq names its product class I SAM-dependent methyltransferase. Lineage: Eukaryota; Fungi; Ascomycota; Eurotiomycetes; Eurotiales; Aspergillaceae. The transcript is spliced from 11 exons. The coding region runs from base 1 to 1068 and encodes 355 amino acids. Gene Ontology annotation, molecular function: methyltransferase activity. The record is from RefSeq and is a predicted model, not a curated record.